Messenger RNA from Homalodisca vitripennis (glassy-winged sharpshooter), 1798 nucleotides. RefSeq names its product myc box-dependent-interacting protein 1 (gene Amph). The transcript is spliced from 10 exons. NCBI's taxonomy places the organism in Eukaryota, Metazoa, Arthropoda, Insecta, Hemiptera, Cicadellidae. Gene Ontology annotation, cellular component: cytoplasm; plasma membrane. Gene Ontology annotation, molecular function: protein binding; phospholipid binding. The record is from RefSeq and is a predicted model, not a curated record. Bases 193 to 1572 code for a protein of 459 amino acids.
CAGCAACAAGCUUUUAAUAUACAAGUAUGUAAAUAAUUUCCUAAUAUUAAAAAAUAGAUCGAUGUUAUAACAACUUAAACAAGAAAAGACAGCUUAUUUCUAAUUGAGUAGUUUAUUAGUUCCAUAGUCCCGUUAUCUGAAACCCCAAACUGUGUUUCCAAGUUUCACUCGCAGUGUCGCUGAUGUCGUGAGAUGAAAAUGAGAACGGACCAGUGGUUUUGUUUUAGCCGUGGUGAUCGAAAGAUGGCAGAAAGUAAGGGUUCGUUAAUCGCGAAAUCAGUUUCAAAACAUGCUGGACGUGCGAAAGAAAAGAUUCUUCAGAACCUUGGGAAGGUUGACCGGACGUCCGAUGAAAUCUUUGAGGAACAUCUUCAGAACUUCACACGGCAACAGAACGCAGCUAACAGACUGCAGAAGGAGUUCAAUAACUAUAUCAGAUGUAUUAGAGCGGCGCAAGUGGCCAGCAAACAGUUGAUGGACUCGCUGAACGAGAUCUACGAGACGCAAUGGUCGGGUCACGAUCUGCUCUAUGUGCAGGCCCAGAACAUUGAGAUGCUGUGGCAAGACUUCAGUCACAAGCUGGGCGAUCAGGUGCUCAUUCCUCUCAACACUUACCAGUCGCAGUUUCCGGAAAUGAGGAAAAAGAUCGAUAAGCGGGGUCGCAAGCUGGUGGACUACGAUAGUCAACGCCACCAUAGUCAAUCGCUGCAAGGCGGUGGCACCAUGAAGAAGCGAGAUGAGAUCAAGGUGGCGAAGGCACGGGAGCAGCUGGAGGAGGCCAAGCGAACAUACGAACAGCUGAAUAGCGAGUUACAUGACGAGUUGCCAGCUCUGCAUGACUCACGAGUGCUAUUCCUUGUCACCAACUUGCAGACAUUGUUCGCAGCAGAGCAGGUGUUUCACUCGGAGACAGCCAAGGUUUAUGCAGAACUUGAAGCUAUUGUAGACAAGCUGGCAACAGAGAGUCAGAGAGGCUCAUAUACACUGAAGAAGAUUGCAAAUUCACCUAAAGCUAUUAAUGUGAACUCCACAAGUGUUCCUGGUUCUCCAACAUCCAACACUGACUUAAACCAUCUGUAUGCCGGGGUAAACAAAGAGGAAGAGGAGUCCCCCACGUUCCCUCUUCCGCGGCCGGUGUCCCCUCCUUCCUCUCCAACAGCUAAUGGCUCUCCCUCCCCUCCCCCUCCUGUGGUCAACGGCAAUGCUCUCCCUUCCACAACUACCACUACUACCAUCACCACCACCAUCACUGAGGCCGACAACCCUCCCUCCACCACCGUUAGUACUGUUGCUGUGGAAACCAACAAUAACAAGCAGCAGGUGGAGCAGCUCUAUGAUAUACCACCAGGAGCAACCACGGACAAUUUGCCACCAGGAGUUCUCUAUCGAGUGAAAGCCACUUACAAGUAUAAUCGGGAGGACAAUGACGAACUGAGCUUUGAAGUCGGGGAAAUCAUACGAGUCAUUGAGUACGAUGACCCUGAUGAACAGGAGGAGGGCUGGUUGAUGGGUGUGAAAGAGUCGUCAGGAGAGAAAGGGAUGUUCCCUGCCAAUUUCACCAGGCCCUUGUAACGUGCUAUCACGCUCGAGCGGCCUGCAUUAUCUGCAUUUCUACUGAAAGUGCCUACAGCCUCUGGACACGUCUUAUACCAAUUAUUAAUCAGAUAUGUGUUGCGAAAGGUAGGAGGGUAAUGGAGUAGAGUUAGCUUGGUUCAGCGGUUUCAACCUACUUUAAUUCUCUAUUCAUACAUUUUUUAAUUUACUCAAAUUCAGAAAAAAAACUUUUUACAUAUUUUAU